CUUCUCCUUCCUUUGUGUGAGGAGGACUAUAGUAUUUGGCGAAUAUUCGCUUUCCCGUACUGUCCAAAAUCAAAAACGCAUUAACAGCGUAAAGAGAUAAAUUCAUUCUUUCUGUUAGUUGCUGGUUCUUGGGAAGUUUACGAUCUGCCAGAGACUGUGUUCGUUACCUUGGCAUCUGUUACUUUCCGAGGGGAAACCGCGGUCGUUCCUUGGAUAACAAAGUAAACAAUACAAGUGCAAAGGACUCCCAUUCAAUCUACUUUCUCCCUUGAUUCAUGUCGCGCUUUUUAGCAUGUUGGAAACAAUUGACUGCGCGUUCUUUGGUUUCUAAUUCCACUCCAUUUCAUUCUGGCUGGAAAGUACAAGGAGCGUACAGCGGAGUAGAUCCGACAGCUGGUUCACUUCAUGUAGGUAAUUUAGUAGCUUUGAUGCCGUUGAUACAUUUGUAUCUACAUGGGAUUCCCGUAUACAGCCUAAUUGGCGAUGCAACCGUGCAACUCGGAGAUCCCUCUGGAAGAACAACAGGUCGGCACCAGCUGGAUCAAGUUAUUAGGGAUCGGAAUAGUCAAGCAAUUGAGAAGCAAGUUUUCAGCUUAUCUGAAAAAGUCUUGGCCUAUGCCGAAGAUUGUCAGUAUAAGCCUGAAGUUGCACCUGCUUCUCUUCGUACUUGGAACAUUGUACAUAAUCUGGAUUGGUAUAACAAUAUGAAUCUACUGAAUUUUCUAAAUGAAGUAGGUCGGCAUGUGCGUGUCAAUCAAAUGCUCGCUCGGGACAGUGUAACCUCUCGUUUACACAGUUCCUCUGGUAUAUCUUUUUCGGAGCUUACUUAUCAGUUGUUACAAGCAUAUGACUUUUUACAUCUUUAUAAAAAUCAGGGUAUAAAUCUACAAAUAGGCGGUAGUGAUCAAUGGGGAAACAUCACCGCUGGCACAGACCUAGUUCGACGUCUCUUUCCGAAAGCAGUAUCGUCAAAGUCUCCAGUAUAUGCUCUAACUACUCCCUUAUUGACGACUGCGAAUGGUCAGAAGUUUGGAAAAUCUGCAGGAAAUGCUAUAUGGUUAGACCCGUCUUUGACGGACUCUUAUAGUCUUUAUCAGUCCUUUAUUUCUCUACCAGAUGAUACGGCUUCAAAGUAUCUUGAUAUGUUGACUCUGCUUUCUAGCGAAAAUCUAGAGAGCAUCAAAUCGAGCCAUUCCCAAGAUUGUUCUUCUCGUUUAAUUCAGCAUACACUUGCGUUUAAUAUUAUCCAUAUGGUACAUGGCGAAGAAAAUGCUAAACUUGCACGAUUGCAAACAGAACUCUUGCACGGUUCUCAACCCGCUCCCUCUGGCUUUUUUGUUGCUUCCGUCAAUUCCACAUUACCAGCAGUGGACCAAUUAAAGGGUAUUUUUAAAGCAUCUAAUUGUUAUUAUAAAGUUGAUCCAUCCUUAAGUCCGAUGCCUUUGUCUCGAUUACUUCGAGAGCUGGGCAUCUAUGCAUCGAGAAAAGAAGCUGCUGAACAUAUCCGAUCAGGUGCAAUCUCCCUUGCACAUGAAACAAUACUUGAUCCUAAUGCGAUUCUCGUACGUAACGAUCUUGUAGUUCUUCGAAUCGGAGGACGCCGUGCCUUGAUUUUGGACUUUACUUAAUCUGUCUCUUCAUGUAACUUUUACUACAACUAACUAAACUCCUUCUUGGUCAUCUUUUUUCUAUCAAAAUUAAAUAUCACGGACAUUAGUAUCAGGAACUCAAAAUUUCAUUCUAAUAUACAUCAUUAAAAAGGUUAUCAUCAUUAAUGUAUGAUUUAUAUUCACCUUCAAACGUUACUUCGUUGUUUGCACCUUGUUUAGAAGUUCUUGCGCUUUUUUAAUUUUUUCACGCAAUAACGUUAAUGAAUCUGACUCGUUGCCUGGAUUAGAUAAUGCAUAAGAGAAGUCGUCACGACCCUUCAUUACCUCCUCUUGAAACAAAGGUAUUGUUCUUCGAACCGGUCGUUUUUUAUGUGUAGCGUUAAGUUGUAUUUCAGCUUCUCUCUUUCUAUUAAUUUGACAGACUUGCUCAACUUGAAAUGAAGGUGAUUGUUCAGAACUAACAUUGGACAGCAAUAAUUUUAGGCUCUCACCCAAUUUUGCGUCUUCAAUAGUUUUAAUAGUUAACACAUGAAUGCUGCUGACUGCCGACCAUGAGGAGGUGAUUAUGUCCAUGAAUUUUAAUCGUUCAACGUAAUUUUCUGUUGCAUAGUCACCUUUUGUCCACAUAACCAACAAAAGAGGAAACUUCGUUGUCGUCCGAUUGGAAACAACUCGUAAGAAAGAGAAAAGAUCAUCUCUUAAUGGGUCAUUCAUUGCUGACUUUUCAGAAUUCAACCCAUUACACAUCGAUGGAGAAUUAUAAGCAUUCUCCUCAACCAAUCCUAAGUCAUAAAUACAAGCUCCGUAACACAUCCGCUUUGUAGGUAAACUCUCUAAAGUCUCUGGCAUUAGUAAGGUAUAAUCCCGAUUCAGGAUAUUAUGUGUUGAGCUCCAAAUAGAGGGAUUAGAUGAACACUUAAGACCUAAUUUUGAUCUAAACCAGUGAUGAAUAGAUGGUUUGUUGGACGCACUAAAAAUCAAUAGAUGCCAUGUCGAACUUAAAACCUGGUUGUUUAACAACUUUAAGAAAGAAUAUAUAUCCUCUUCCUUCCAAAAAUUCUGGAUACGAUCAUGUUCCAGUCGGAUUUGUUCAGAUGCUAAUACAUUUUUCGCAUUAUAAUCUCCAUUGAAAACACGAGAACCAUGUGUGCGGCGGUUAUUUAAACAUGAAGCUCCUAACAGAGAACUCAAAACAACUUUAUAGUGUUCUUGCUGCUGUUGUUCUCUUAACUGUUGUACUUCGCGCUCUCGCUUUUUAAGCCAGCACUCUCGAGCUUUCAGUGUUAUUCGACUAAAUACUCUUUUUUUUAAGGUGCUGUUGCAGAUUUCAAUUGCUAGAGUUUUUAAGCUCGAAAAGCGUAUUAUAUUCUUUACCAUUGAAUAAUAAAUUGAUUUAGCGGUUUCGUCAAUAAAUCCUUCGUAAACUUCUUUGCAUAUCCGACCACAUAACGAAGUUAACGUAUGCUUUACUAUGGAUUGAAAAAUCAAAUUUAAAUCGUCAGAAGAAAACAUUGGUUUUUGCCUAACGAGAGAAGGCUUUUUUAUGACCGGAGGCGGCAAAGAUGUUAUUGUUUCUUCAGAAGGAAUAGAAAGUAAUGACUGGCUAUCAGAUCGGGGAAGUUGAGUAUUUAACGUUGUUCUAAGAACAGAAGGAGAAGAACCAGGUUUAAAAACGGGAGCAUUAGCGUUCAGUGUUCCUCUAGACAGGACUGAGUUUUUAUGAGAUCCAUUGGUGACAGACCGAGUUUCAACAUUAGAGAUUGGCUUAUUAACAGGGAAUAUCGGUCUUGCGUCCUUCUUGAAUACAGAAGAUUUCGCUGCUUUUAUCGAAGUCGUUCCUCCAUUUAUUAUAACAGCAAAAGAACGAUUAUCUAAUUUUUUCUCAACUAAAGCAUGGGAAAAGCGUUGAGUUGUAUCAGGCUUAGAGUCAUCAAAAAAGCCGGUCUUGCUUAGGUUUACAACUGGUUCUCCGUUUUCUUCAUAAACCUCCAAAGCGUAAUACUCGCAGAACUCGAAAACAUUGUCCAAGGCAUCAAACUGGAGUAUACGCUGCAAAUCGACACACGGAAAUUUCGCAUGUACUGACAUAUAGGCUUUACGCAUGGCCUUGAUGGCACCUUUUCGAAUGGAGGUGAAAUGAGACUCUAAUAAGCAAGCCAUCAAAUAAGUUACAGAGGAAGAUGCAACAAGUUUGAAGAAUCUAGUAUACAAGUUUGGAGUAGCUUCCGUGUUUAGUGGAAGCAGAUGACCGAUUCGCUCAUUGUUCUUCUGAGCAAGAGCUGACAGCCGUAAAGACAGCUGUACUUGGGGAUCAUCGAAAAUAUCGGUAGGCAAAAGUUGAGACUGCCGAACAACAUCCUGAUCGCGUAGAUGCGUAAGGAUGGAAUAAGAUCGAAAUUCGGCUUCGUUAGGACAUGAUAUUUUUUCUUUUCGAAGGUCGUCAUAGAAUUCACACAAAGAUUGUAAAACUAACAGUUAGAUGAGUAUAACAAAAAGUAAUUGAAAAGAUGCGAAAACCGAUACUUACCUUUACGAAGCUGCUCGACCUCUUGUUGUGAGCUAAAGUUUUUUUUCUCACACAACUGAUGUAGACAAAGAAUAUGAUAUCUGGCAAUCCGUUCAUGGCAAGCUACGGCUUCUAAACUUCUAUUGUUCUGUAAGGUAAAGUCUUGGCGAAUAGAGCGCGUUCGAUCACGCACAAAAAAGUGAGUCGUUUCCAAAGGAUAAGGUCCGCAAACGAUUUUAUCAAUUAAAUAAUCAAGUGAUUUCUAAGGCACGUGUGAAUAAAAUGCACAAUGAAUAACAAAAAGAGGAAUCCUUCAUAAAGCGGCCAUAUGUCAAAAGACGGCACUUGAAGGAAAUUUGGAAAAAAAUAAUCAAACCUUUAAAACAGGAGGAGGACGGACAUCGGAAGGAAGUGCCUGUUCGUUUCCUGCAGCAGGGCGAUGAAAAGCUUUGACGGCCAAGUUCUUGUCGACGCGGCCACUAUCGGGAUUAAUUUCCCAUCGUUCUAGGUUAUUUUGAUAUUCACGCUGUUCACGCUCAUACUCGGGACACAUGUCUGGACAGGUACCUACGAAGGUCACCGCUUCAUCCAGUUGCCUUGGUUUAGAAGGAUCGUCAAUUAAUCCUUUCUGUAUGGCAUCCUCACGUUCCUUAUCGCGUAAUCUUCGUAAUUCUUCAAAACGAUUCCCUUGUAGGGAUGAAGUAAACCGCUUUUGGCGUGUUUCUUGUGCAUCUACAUCCUCUGGCGUCGUACUUUCAUCUUCCUCUACAGGAAACACAUCGUUUUUCGAUCCUUUCUGAGAAUGAGAAAAACUCCUCCUUUUUUUCUCACGCGUAAACGGUCCAUUCAAUUGACUGAAUCCGCUUUCAUCUGGUUUUUCCAUGAACAAUGGAUUGUUUACCAGGCGUUGGUAGUUGGUAAGUUUUACGAAGUUUGUUGUAUCAAAGUGUGUGUGGAUAUAUCAGAUACGUUAAGUAGGACUAGCGCAGGAUGAAAUCAAGAGAUAUGAUUGUCAACGGAAAUGCGCUAAACGGUAAACAAUAGAAUGAAAAAUGAGAUUUUACCGUAUUUGAAAAGAAGCAUUGAUUAUUGCGACAGAAUAAACUAUGAAUUUAACUAAAAGACUUCUCUCAUUAUCGCCUUUAUUUUAUUUUUUUGUGAAUAUCAAGUAUUUUUAAGACAUAAACUUAUAUAGGAUAGGAAAGCAAGUAAGCAAA
Molecule: messenger RNA, 5333 nt
Organism: Schizosaccharomyces cryophilus OY26
Lineage: Eukaryota; Fungi; Ascomycota; Schizosaccharomycetes; Schizosaccharomycetales; Schizosaccharomycetaceae
Product: tyrosine-tRNA ligase
Exons: 3
Coding region: 276-1628 (450 amino acids)
Biological process (GO): tyrosyl-tRNA aminoacylation
Cellular component (GO): mitochondrion; cytosol
Molecular function (GO): RNA binding; tyrosine-tRNA ligase activity; ATP binding
Source: RefSeq, a predicted model, not a curated record